AUGACGACUGGUAACAAACUGGUAAAGUUGCUUGAGGAUAUCAUGGAUGGCAGCAGAACACUGAUAUUCAUGGAAACUAAGAAAGGAUGUGAUCAGAUCACUCGACAACUUCGCAUGGAUGGUUGGCCUACUCUCUCAAUUCAUGGAGACAAAAGUCAAGCAGAAAGGGAUUUGGUCCUCUCUGAGUUUAAAGCCGACAAGAGCCCCAUAAUGACUGCAACAGAUAUUGCUGCUCAUGGUCUAGGUAUGGAAAUAAUUUCUUUUAAGUUUGUCAAAAGACUUGAAAGGAAUUCUUGUUUUGUGUAA
Molecule: messenger RNA, 306 nt
Organism: Prunus armeniaca (apricot)
Lineage: Eukaryota; Viridiplantae; Streptophyta; Magnoliopsida; Rosales; Rosaceae
Source: the annotation of a GenBank genome assembly